AUGCCACAUAUCAGUGCCCAUAAGAGAUACCUUUCAGUGCCAACUAUCAGUGCCAUGCCAGUCACUGCCACCUAUCAGUACACAUCAGUGCCGCCUAACCAUUCCAAUCAGUGCCGCCUAUCAGUUCCAGUCAGUGCCGUCUAUCAGUGCCGCCUAUCUGUUCCCAUCAGUGCUGCCUGUCAGUGCCAUAUAUGAGUGCUGCCUUUCAGUGCCCAUCAGUGAUGCCUGCCAAUGCCCAUCAGUGCCUCCUCAUCAGUGCCGCCUAUCAGUGUCCAUCAGUGCAGCCUCUUUAGCGCACAUCAGUGAAGGAGAAUAAUUACUUAUUUACAAAAUGUUAUAACAUAAACUAAAAAAAAAAAAUGUUUUUUCCCAAAUUUCCAGUCUUUUUUAGUUUGUUUAG
Molecule: messenger RNA, 400 nt
Organism: Staurois parvus
Lineage: Eukaryota; Metazoa; Chordata; Amphibia; Anura; Ranidae
Source: the annotation of a GenBank genome assembly